Messenger RNA from Bipolaris maydis ATCC 48331, 7650 nucleotides. RefSeq lists its product as uncharacterized. NCBI's taxonomy places the organism in Eukaryota, Fungi, Ascomycota, Dothideomycetes, Pleosporales, Pleosporaceae. Gene Ontology annotation, biological process: fatty acid biosynthetic process; secondary metabolite biosynthetic process. Gene Ontology annotation, molecular function: phosphopantetheine binding; fatty acid synthase activity; 3-oxoacyl-[acyl-carrier-protein] synthase activity. The record is from RefSeq and is a predicted model, not a curated record.
AUGGCGACCAGAGCAUUUGAAACUCAAGGCCACAAGGAGCAUGAUAGGGAAUCUGACCCUAUAGCCAUUAUCGGCAUGUCAUGUCGGUUUUCUGGGAUGGCAGAUACUCCCGGUGCCUUUUGGCAGAUGCUAUCCAAAGGCAUGACCAGUUGGUCUAGAGAUGCUCGUGAUAGAUUCAAACUAGAAUCUUUCUGGCACCCUAGAAAUGAUCUUUCCGGCUCGUUCAAUGCCAGUGGACUUCAUCUACUGCGACAAAACCCUGCUGCCUUCGACAAUGAUUUCUUCAGCAUUAGUGGACUAGAGGCGAAAGCAAUGGAUCCUCAGCAACGCCUCAUGUUAGAAUUGGCAUACGAAACCUUCGAGAAUGCUGGUCUCACCAUCAAGGCUCUUGAGAAAUCUAAAACUGGGGUGUACUGUGCGUCAACCUAUCAGGAUUAUGAUCAAAUUCUAGGUCGAGAUCCUGAACUCUCAGCAAAAUAUCGCUUCACUGGAACAGGGGCAUCGAUGCUAGCUAAUCGCAUAUCCUACUUUUUCGAUCUCCGUGGGCCGAGCAUGACCAUCGACACGGCAUGCUCUAGCACGUUGGUUGCCAUACAUGAGGCCUGUAGUGCUCUUCGUAUGGGUGAAAUUGAUCAGGCGUUGAUUGGCGGUGUGAACCUCAUUUUGGACCCAGAUAAGCUGAUGGUCCAAUCUUCGAUGCAAUUCUUGUCUCCAGAUGGCAGAUGUUAUAGCUUUGACGCUCGCGCCAGCGGUUACAGUCGUGGUGAAGGAGUGGCUGGGAUCAUGCUCAAGCCGUUGAGCAAAGCCCUGAAGGACAGAGAUACCAUUCGGGCUAUUCUUCGUGGAACGUCCGUUGUCUCAGAUGGUAAAACUCUAGGUAUUACCAUGCCUUCAAUGGACUCUCAGGUCGAGGCUAUAACGAGAGCAUAUGAGCAGGCGGGCCUUGUUUUAGCUGACACAACAUACAUUGAAGCACAUGGGACUAUAGCUGGCGACAAAGCCGAGGCUUUAGCAUUCACAACGACGAUUGGCAAGGACCGCAGAGAGAAGAUCAUUGUUGGGAGCGUCAAGUCAAAUCUAGGACACAUUGAAAACGCAUCUGGUCUAGCAUCCGUGAUCAAGACGGUUUUAAUGAUUGAGAAUGGCGUAAUUCCACCAGUUCCAACCUUUGAAAAGUCUAGUGAACAGCUGCCGGUUGAUCAGAUGGGCAUUACUAUCCCACGCGAAGCAAUUUUAUGGCCAGCAGGAACACAUAAACGUGCUUCUAUCAACAGUACCGGAUACGGCGGAACCACGUGUCAUGCUAUCGUCGAAGCACCUCCCAAGGUUUCUCUCUUCGACGCAUCUCACGACAAGAAUGAAGCAGCUGAGAAAGUUUCAGAGCUCGGUAGAGCCUUUCUUUUCGUGUUUUCGCAUCACCGUGGAGGAGGAAUCGCCAGAUGGGUAAAAAAGCUAAAACGUCAUCUGACAGCACCUCUUCAGGCUAAGGACGUGUGCAAUCCAGAGACACUGGCAUUCACUCUGGGUUGCCGUAGAUCACACUUCGCGUACCGGACAGCGAUAGUAGCCUACAAUCACAAUGGCUUGUGCGAAAAGAUUGAGGAAAUGCUACGAGGUUCGAUCAGAGAAACCCACGCUACUGGACAACGCAAGAUUUGUUUCAUCUUUACUGGUAAGUACAAGAAACGAGACAGAGGAGCUAUUGCUGAUGUCAUUGAAGGUCAAGGUGCUCAAUGGGCUCGUAUGGGUUACGAGUUGUUGUCCAGCUAUCCAGUCUUUGCUCAUGCGAUGAUGACUGCCGAAGCAGAAUUUCAGGAGCUCGGAGCAGAGUGGAAGUUGAUUUCUGAAAUCGGCAAGUUUUCAGAGAGUUCGGUCAUCAACGAAGCACGUAUUGCACAACCUGCUUCUACUGCUCUACAGAUUGCUUUAGUUGAUUUACUAACAACAUGGGGUGUACGACCAGCUUUUGUCUGCGGUCACUCGAGUGGGGAGAUAGCAGCGGCAUAUGCCGCUGGAAUUCUCACAAGAAGAGAUGCACUUCGUGCUGCAUAUUUCCGUGGAUCAGCUAUCGUCCAGUUGAGAAAACUCUACCCUGAACUGGAUGGCGGAAUGCUAGCAGUGGGACUGCCCGAAACUGCUGCAAAGAAAAUCGUCGACGAAUUACCCGAUCAACUUGCGAUUGCAUGCAUCAACAGCCCCUCAAGUGUUACUAUUUCCGGCGAUCGAUCAACCCUUUGUGCUCUACAAUCACGCCUGAAUAAUGAUGGGGUGUUCAAUCGUUUGCUUGCGGUCGAUGUCGCUUACCAUUCACAUCACGUGGCUCGGGUAUAUCAAGAAUAUCUAGCCUCAAUUUCAGACAUCCGCCCUAAGAUGGCAAACAAGGAAACGAUUCUCAUCUCUUCUGUCAAAGGUCAGCCAAUGAAUGGAACUGAUAUGGACUCAGAGUACUGGGUACAGAAUUUGGUGCUACCGGUUCGCUUCUCCGAUGCAAUUACUAAUAUCCUUUCCACAUUCUCUGAUGCAAAUUGCAACGCAACAGAAACAGACCCAACGUUUAUUAUAGAAGUUGGACCACAUGGCGCACUUGAGGGACCAGUCAAACAAACAGUCAAAGCUUGUGGCCGAUCACAUGCGACGAAGUAUGCUUCUGCUCUUACCAGAAACCAGGAUGCACAUGAAUCUAUUCUCAAGCUGGCUGGGGAAAUUUUCUCUGAAAAUAUAGAAAUCUGUUUGAGGAGUGUAAAUCAUCCAAUUGAAGAGUCAAAAGGAGGAGUUCUGACUGGGCUACCGCCAUACCAAUGGUUCCACGACAAGUUACAUUGGCAGGAAUCACGUCGUAGCAAGGCGUACCGCUUCCGGCAUUUGCCUCGUCAUGAUCUUCUGGGAGUUCCAACUGCAGACAGCAUCAAAAGCGAGCCCACAUGGAGGAAUUAUCUGCGAUCUGCAGAAAUUCCAUGGUUGAAAGACCAUUGCAUUGGUGGACAGAACCUGUUUCCAGGUGCAGGGUACAUUACCAUGGUGAUCGAGGCAUUAAGAGAGAUUCAUAUGCUUUCAAGAGAUACAGCAUGGAAAGGUUCAGUGAUACUUUUCAAAGAUAUCAAUUUCGAAAAUCCGCUGGUGACAGCACACGACGACCCCGCCGGGGUAGAGACGUUCCUUCACAUCCGACCAGAGACAAAAACAGCUUCUCGCUCAUCUAAUACAUGGAAAGAGUUCAGAAUCUUCUCCAUGUCUGAUGAGGGUGAAUCAGUCCAGCAUUGUCGAGGUCUGGUGUCCAUUGCGCCUCGCCAUCAGGACCAGUCAAAAGCAUCAACCCAUCGAAACGACACGCCUUCAGAGCAAUGGGUGGACGUCAGCCCUUCAAAAUUCUAUAGAGAUAUGCAUGUGCUUGGAAAUGAGUACUCGGGCUCGUUCUCCAUCAUUUCCGCUAUUCAAACUCGAGGAUGGGAGUCGAGAUGUCGUUUCGCUAUAUAUGAUGUUCAGUCAAUUAUGCCAGGAGGCCAUCAACAAAGUCAUUGUUUGCACCCGUCAACGAUGGAGGCUGCUUUACAGUGUGUGUUUCCCGCACUUCAGGCUGUUGGCCGACUGAAGAACUGCACAGUUCUGACAUCUAUUGACGAAUUGCGAGUAUCAACAGACAUACCUUCUACCCCGGGGUACAAUUUCAGCGUCCAAGCGAGGGCUGAUGUCUUUGGACCAUUGAAGCAUUCGGCAACACUCAAAGUCUUCAGUCAGCAAAAUGAUCACCAUGAUCCUCUGAUUGAGGUUAAUGGGCUAAUCUUUACCACACUCCCGGAUGUCAGUGAAAUGAACAAUGCUGACCAAGAAGCCCCUCAGUUGUGUCAUGAGCUGAGUUGGGUGAUUGACAUAACCAAGACACCAUGGGAAUUCAUUGUAGAAAACUGUCAGAGAGGGGCUAUCACAGUCACACCGUUACACCUGCGUCAAAAAUGCGAUCCUUUUUGUCGGCGAGCCAUCCGUGAAGCACUUUCAGAACUCUCUGAGUCUCAGGAACAGGCCAUUACGGGUGACAUGAGAUACCUCCUCAAUUGGAUGCGCUCCGUCAAAACCGAUUCCUCAGCGGAGGUGAGCGCCAUUAUGGACCUUACAAACAACGAUAUUGGUGCUGUCGGGGAGGCAGUAUAUCACAUGGGAUCUCGUUUACGUGGUAUUCUCGUAGGGGAUGUUAAUCCUCUAGAAGUGGCAUUAGAAAAGGAUUUGUUCAAUCGUUGCUACCUCGACGAUGACAACCUUCUUCGAUGUCAUGCACAAAUGUCAGAUUAUCUCCAGCUUGCCCGACUCAAGAAUCCAGAGCUACGCAUCCUUGAGGUAGGAGGUGGGACAGGUAGUCUGACCGUCCCAUUACUUGGCAAACUAUUAGAGAGCCAUGGCGCUAGAUUGGGAAGCUAUGUUUUCACGGAUGUUUCAGCAGAUUCCAUACGUCGCACAAAAGAUCUCCUGGAGCAGUGGCAUUCGGUCAUGGAAUUCCAAACGUUUGACAUUGAAAAAGACCCAGAAAGCCAGGGACUUGAACUUGGUUCCUUCGAUUACAUCGUCGCUUCGAAUGUGAUCCAUGUCACUUCAUCGUUGAAGAAAACGCUUUGCAAUCUUCGAACUCUCUUGAAGCCAGGAGGCGCACUUGUUUUUGUCGAAAUCACCAAUCCUUCAUUGCGAUGGGGAAUAUUUGGUGGAUCGCUACCGGGUUGGUGGCUCGGUGUAAACGAUGAACGAGAAUCUUCACCACUCUUGUGCGCCGAGAGAUGGGACGAAGUAUUGAAAUCAGGUGGAUUCUCGGGUCUUUCAAAAGAGAUGAAAGAUUAUGACUCUGCUGAAGAUCAUGAGAUGAGUGUGCUUAUUGCGAUUAAUCCCCCACCAUCAGGCCACAUUCCAAUCACCCAAAAAAUCUCAAUCAUCAACACAGAGCAGACCGUCCAGCUGUCCAAUAUGUUGGCCUCCCAGCUCCAUAUUCACGACGAUCGGUUCGCUGUCGCACAAAGCCACCUAUCCGCAGUUGAUACAGAUCAAGAUGUUUACAUCAUCUUACCGGAUCUUGCAGAACCGUCAUACUUAAUCAAUCCAUCAGACACGGAGUGGGUCGCAUUGCAAAAGGUCAUGAGACUUACUGGAACAAUCGUUUGGGUAACCUGUGGUGCCGCAGCUGAAUGCUCCAUGCCUCGUCACGCUAUGGUUACUGGCUUGAUUCGGAGCCUGCAGGCCGAGAAGCCACAGCGCAGAAUUCUGACCAUAGAUAUUGAUCCUAAAACUCUCAAGAGCGUGGAAAUGGCUGAAGAUUUCAAUGCAUUGAUUUGCAAACUCCUUGUCUCUGCGCUUGAGACCGGUUUUGAGGUUGAAUCGGAAUACGUGAUUCGAAAUGGCAUGGUGCUGAUACCACGUUUAAUGCCAAACAACACCCUUAACAGGCACGUUCAGGAUACAUUAUCCGAUUAUCAUCCACGUCUGGAAGAUAUUUCCCACAGUUCUCAACCGCUGAAAUUGCGAAUUUGGUAUCCAGGCCUUCUAGACACAAUGUACUGGGAAUGUAGCCAGCGCGAUUUGCAUCCACUCAGCGACGAUGAAGUUCAAGUGGCUUUUGAAUACAUAGGUCUCAAUUUUCGAGAUCUGAUGGCCAGCAUGGGUCAACUGGGCGGUGAGAUGAACCUUCUCAUAGAAGGAAGUGGGACUGUGUUGAGAGUUGGAAAGGCCGCCCAGGGUCGCUUUACCAAGGGUGACAAGGUUGUUGCUUUCGCUCCAGAUGGAUUGGCUACCAUCAGCAACCUGAAAAAAGACCAUGUCUUUCUCUUGCCGUCGAAACUCGAACUCGGCACAUCAGCAGCGGUCCUAGUAGCUUACUCGACAGCGCUGCAUUGCCUCCGGGAUGUCGCCCAUAUCAGACCCGGGGAUUCGGUCCUUAUACACUCUGCCGCUGGAGCAUUUGGCCAAGCAGCGAUUACCGUUGCACGACAUUUGAAAGCAGGCAAAAUCUUUGUCACAGUCGGCUCCCAAGAGAAACGAACUUUACUCAAAGAAAAGUUUGCCAUUGAGGACGAUGAUAUUUUUUGCAGUAGAGACAACACGUUCAAGCGUGGAGUCUUACUCCGGACCAACAAUCGAGGUGUAGACGUGGCCCUUAAUUCCUUGUCUGGUGAUGCAAUUGCAGAUACGGUCAGUAUCCUCGCAGACUUCGGGAGGUUCGUUGAGAUCGGGAAAAGAGACCUCUUGAACAACGGAAAAUUGGAGAUGAGAAACCUGUUGAAAUGCAUCACAUUUGCAGUGGUAGACUUGGUGCUACUUGCCAAAAGUAAGCCUCGUGUUUUUCGAGAACUGGUUCAAGAUGCAUUGCACAUUGCCAGCUCUGCAAUCUCUGGAGCCAUAAGCCCCGUUGUUCUCAAGCCAGUGUCAGAGAUAGAAAGUGCUUUCCGACUCAUGCAAGCUGGGAAGCAUGUAGGUAAACUUGUGCUCAAAUUGAACCCAGCCUCAAGUGUCAGAGUUCAACCACAGGCGCCGCCGUUACCCAAACUGCGGCAUGACAGCUCCUACUUGAUAGUUGGUGGUACUGGAGGGUUGGGCAGAGCUUUGAUACGUCAUCUCACAAGCUUGGGUGCAGGUCAAAUCAUUACCUUAUCUAGGUCAGGCCAUAGUUCUCAAGAAAUGAGGAACUUGAAACGAGAACUCUCUCAAAGUACGACAAUCAUAGCAGAGGUCCAAGGCAGUGUUUCCGAUCCAAGUUCUAUGCGAAAAAUCCAAGGUCUCGUCAAUGAUCUUCCAUUGCGCGGCAUCUUCCAAGGUGCGAUGUCUCCGAAGGCUGGACUUUUCGAAGACACGACAGCCAAAACUUGGGCUGAGAGUCUCUCUGCCAAAGUAGAAGGAACGAUAAACCUCUCUGAAUCAUCAUUCCCUGAUCUUGACUUCUUCAUUUUGUUAUCCAGCAUCGAUGGUAUCGCCGGCGCGCCGGCCCUGAGUGGGUACUGCGCCAGCAACACCUUUCUGGAUGCUUUUGCCCGAAGCCUUGCACACAGUGGCCGUCCCGCAAUCAGUAUUGAUGUUGGAGUGACAGCUAGUGAAGGCGUUGUAGCUGAGAGUGAGCAUGUCGCAGUGUUACACCGACGCCUAGGCUUGCGCCAGUACACUGUUGACGAAUUUUUGGCUAUUGUGAAUUUUGCAAUGACGAAUUGCCUAGCGGGCAAACCAAAGAAUGCUCAGAUAAUUUGCGGCAUCAAGCACGAAGUCAUGGACUCGUCCCAUGAAGACACAUCUCAACGAUACCGAGAUCCUAAGUUCUUGCACAUUUAUACAAGCACAUUUGACCAUCGCCACCAGACCAGUGGUGGUAGAGAAAACAUUUCCGAUAUCCAGGCUGCACUACAGACCGUCAAAACCCCCGAGAUGGCAAAAGGACUCACCUGGAGGGCAUUGAGAGCCAAAGUGGCACAGCUUCUGGUGCUCUCCGAGAAAGAAUUGCACCCAGCUCGCUCAGUCGCGAGUUACGGAAUGGACUCUCUGGUUUCUGUGGAGUUGCAAAAUUGGAUGUCAAAGUUUCUAAGCGCGCAAAUUUCAUCGACUGAGCUAAUGAGCUCUCGGAACAUGGUGGAGCUGGCGGAAGAAGUUGCAAAGCGAUCAUGUUUAGUACCUGCACAUGUGUUCCAAACAUAG